Molecule: messenger RNA, 3843 nt
Organism: Nicotiana tabacum (common tobacco)
Lineage: Eukaryota; Viridiplantae; Streptophyta; Magnoliopsida; Solanales; Solanaceae
Biological process (GO): protein phosphorylation
Molecular function (GO): protein kinase activity; ATP binding; protein binding
Source: RefSeq, a predicted model, not a curated record
UCCCAUCCUUACUUUAAAUGUUUAAAUGUAGCACUACAUUUUUGUAAACAAAUCUCCUCCCAUUCGCUCAAACAAAAUGAGGACAUCAUUACUGGAGAAAACCUCCUCUUCUCAGCUUCUAGCAUUUUCGUUAUUUUUUCACUCAUGCUUAGCCAUGAAUAUCAGCACUGAUCAAUCUUCUCUUCUAGCCUUGAAAGCCCACAUCACUUCAGACCCUUAUCGCAUUCUUUCAACAAACUGGUCUUCUUCUACCUCUGUUUGUAGCUGGAUUGGAAUCGCUUGUGGCUCUCGUCAUCAUAGAGUGAUUAAACUGAAUAUUUCAGACAUGGGGUUUACUGGUACCAUCCCACCACAACUUGGCAACCUUUCUUUUCUUAUUUCUCUUGAUCUAAGCUACAACAAUUUCCAGGGUGAACUUCCACCAGAGUUCACUCGUUUGGAAAAGUUGAGAACCAUUAAUCUUAGUUUCAACAACUUCACUGGAGAAAUUCCUAAAUUUCUAGGUGAUUUACAAGACCUUCAAAUGUUCGCCAUUGAAAACAAUAGUUUCAGUGGGUUCAUUCCUUCUUCUAUCGCAAACAUGAAGAAUCUUGGAUUCCUUAAUUUAAGAUACAACAAUCUGGAAGGAAAUAUUCCUUUAGGAAUAGCCACUCUUCAGAGUUUGAAAUGGUUAAGCUUUGGAUUCAAUAAGCUCAAUGGCUCUAAUGUGCUCUCCAUAUUUAACAUCUCGACACUGGAAUAUUUGGAUCUCGGAAAUGCCGGUUUAACUGAUGAUCUUCCAUCUGAUUUGUGUCGUCGCCUUCCAAGAUUGCAAAGGCUUGGACUUAACUUCAACAUGUUAAGUGGAGAGAUACCAAGAAGUAUAUCAGAAUGCUCGGAACUUCAAGUCCUAUUGUUGUUGCAAAAUAACUUGAUUGGAGCAAUUCCAAGACAACUUGGGAAAUUACAGCUGCUGCAAAUCUUAGCUCUUGGGUUUAACAAAUUACAAGGCACAAUUCCUGAUGAGAUUGGUCAUCUUUAUAACUUGAAGCAAUUGGGCAUGGAAAAAAAUAAAUUAACGGGCUCAAUUCCUUUAACCAUAUUCAACAUUUCAUCACUUCAAGUUUUAUCAAUGUGGGACAACAAGCUUGAAGGACCUCUACCGAGAGAGGUCGGAAAUUUGACUAUGCUUAAUGUACUUGAUCUGGGAGUCAAUAACCUCACAGGUGUACUUCCAGAUGAGAUCGGUAACCUUCAACAGUUGCUGCAGCUUAAGUUGGAUUUCAAUACCUUUAGUGGGUCGAUCCCUGCUAGUAUCUUCAAUAUGUCAAGUCUUGUAUCUAUUUCACUCACACAAAACCACAUUUCAGGUAAUCUUCCUUCCACUAUAGGCCAUAGAUUACCCGAUCUUGAACGAAUUUUUCUAGGUGCGAACAACAUUAAUGGCUUUUUACCUAGUUCUAUCUCAAAUUUGUCUAAGCUUACCAUUCUCGAACUCAGUGCAAAUGAACUCACAGGUUCAGUUCCUGACUCUCUAGGAAACUUAAGAUUUAUUGAAAUUCUCAACUUGCAAGACAACUCCUUUACUAGUGAAUCUUCACCACUGAGCUUUAUUACUCCUUUGGCCAAUUGUAAACACUUGAGAGAAUUGAUAUUGUCUCUUAAUCCCCUAAAUGCAAUGCUUCCAAAGUCCAUCGGCAAUCUUUCUUCUCUUCAAAUAUUUGAGGCAGAUGGAUGUAACCUCAGGGGCCAUGUUCCCAUUGAAAUCGGAUAUUUGAGAAAUUUAUCUUAUUUGAAGCUGGAAGACAAUGACUUGACUGGCAUUGUCCCCAGAACAAUAAGUUCUUUGAAAAAACUUCAACAGUUUUCACUUGGAGCAAACAAAAUAAGUGGUCCUUUCCCGAAUGGUUUGUGUGAGCUAUCCAACUUGGGUUUGUUAAACCUUUCACAAAAUCAAAUGCAGGGAAGUAUUCCUCGAUGCUUGGGGGAUGUAACUUCCCUAAGGGAGGUUUAUCUUGAUUCCAACAGCUUCACCGCUGGCAUACCUUCAAGUCUGUGGAACCUCAAAGACAUCUUGAAGCUGAACUUGUCUUCUAAUAUCUUCAAUGGCUCUUUACCACUUGAAGUUGGAAACCUCAAGGCUGCAAUAAUUCUAGAUCUUUCCUGGAACCAAAUCUCAGGCAACAUUCCUAAUACAUUAGGAAGUCUACAGAAAUUGACUCAACUGUCUUUAGCUCAUAACAGGAUUGAAGGAUCUAUUCCUGAGACAUUUGGAGAACUGAUAAAUUUGGAAGCAUUGGAUCUUUCAUAUAAUAAUAUGUCUGGUGUUAUUCCAAAGUCAUUAGAGGCACUUAAGCAACUAGACUCCUUUAAUGUCUCAUUCAAUAGGUUACACGGGGAAAUUCCAAAUGGAGGACCUUUUGCUGAUCUCCCUUACCAGUCUUUUGUGUCAAACGAAGGAUUAUGUGGUAACCCUCAAAUGCAUGUCCAGGCCUGUCAUGGUAAAUCAAAGAAAAGAAUCGUGAUAUUUAUCGUCGUUGUCUCUUCUGUUAUUGCUUUAGUAGGCCUUGCUUCAGUGAUAGUUUUCAUGUUGAAGAGACGUCAUGGUAAAACAAUCAAAGCUGAUGAUGAGUGGUUGCUAGAUGUAGCACCACAAAGAUUUUCCUAUUAUGAUCUUCAAAGAGCAACUCGGGACUUUGAUGGAAACAACUUGCUAGGUAGUGGAAGUUUUGGUUCUGUUUACAAGGGGGCAUUAACAGAUGGGAUGAUUGUAGCUGUUAAAGUUUUCAAUGUGCAGAUGGAAGGUACAUUUCAAACCUUUGAUAGAGAAUGUGAAAUUUUGCGGAAUCUUCGUCACAGAAAUCUCACCAAGAUCAUUAGCAGCUGUUGUAAGUUGGAUUUUAAAGCAUUGGUACUUGAGUACAUGCCAAAUGAGAGCUUAGACAAGUUGCUAUAUUCUCGAGAUUAUUUUUUAAACAUAAAGCAAAGAUUGAAUAUCAUGCUUGAUGUUGCAUCUGCUCUGGAAUAUCUCCAUCAUAGUUACUCGGUACCUGUUAUUCACUGUGAUCUGAAGCCUAGUAACGUCUUGCUUGACAAAGACAUGGUGGGACACCUGACUGACUUUGGCAUUGCAAAACUCUUAACAAAAGAAGAAUCCAUUGCUCAUACUACAACCUUUGCCACAAUUGGUUACAUUGCCCCAGAGUAUGGACUGGAAGGUCUUAUAUCCAAGAGGUCUGAUGUUUAUAGUUAUGGUAUCAUGUUGCUGGAAACUUUUACAAAGAAGAAACCUAACGAUGAAAUGUUCACGGGAGAUUUGGAUUUGAGAAGCUUUGUGCAUAAUUCACUUCCUGAUAAGCUGGAUCAAAUCAUAGAUGGCGACUUACUAACACUAGAUGACGAAAACAUAAGUGAAAAGUUGCAAUGUGUGGCAUCAGUUAUGGAGUUAGCCAUGAAUUGCACAGCUAAAUCUCCUGGUGAAAGGAUGAACAUGACUGAUGUUGUAGCAGCAUUGAAAAAGAUCAAAGAUCGGCUUUCUUCCUAUUAUGGAACGACCUAAUGAAUUGACAACAGGUACUCUCCAAAUCCUAUUUGCGAAGAGAAAAACAAGUUAUGAAGGUCACCGGCAUUAAUCAUCACUAAUUGUUUCUCGAAUGCUAUUGCAAAAGAUUGGGUUGCUUUAGGAAGUUAAAGGCAUGGAAGCUCAUUUACUUCAUACUUCGAGAAGUUACUAUAAUUUUGGAGACUACUGUUACUAAAAGCCGCAGAUAGCUAACUUGUGUACCUUUUUUUUUGUUAAUGGUUAAUAUUAGCUUUAAGAAUUUAAGCUUUAUCCUCCAUUUUUGUGCAUAAUCAUUACUAAAG